Messenger RNA from Entamoeba invadens IP1, 1365 nucleotides. RefSeq lists its product as hypothetical. The record is from RefSeq and is a predicted model, not a curated record. NCBI's taxonomy places the organism in Eukaryota, Evosea, Mastigamoebida, Endamoebidae. The coding region runs from base 1 to 1365 and encodes 454 amino acids. The transcript has 2 exons.
AUGGAGCCAUUAAAGAAGGGGUAUUCCUUUCUUGCCAGCAUUGGGAUAGUGAUCAAUUACAGUAUUGGUGUUGGAGUGUUUGGCCUUCCAAGUGCGUUUUACGAUGGGGGCCUUCCACUCUCCAUGAUAAUGAUAAUAGUGAUGUUAAUACUCACGAUCCUCACAUCAUUUUACACCAUGGAGGCGAUGACUCGGACAUGUCAGCGCAAGACUCAAAGUGACGACUUAGAUGAUGAGAUCUAUGACUUUACUUUAAUAGCAAGUGUAUGGCAUUCUCGACAAGGCCAGAAGUUAACGAGUGUGUUAAUGAUCAUAGUGAAUUAUUGUUACUUGUGGGGGUAUGUAGCGACGGGGAGUAACACCUUAAUGACGAUGUAUUGGAUGAUUAAAGGGACUCCACAGUAUUGUGACACUAAAAGUUGGAGUAUCUAUUGUUAUAACACUUACUAUAUCUCAUUAGUUCUUUUUAUGGUUAUAACUAUCCCACUGUCUUAUAUUAAUUUGUCAAACCAGUCCACUUUACAAUUAGUUAUGGCUAUUUAUAGAAUAGUUAUGUUUACUAUUCUUAUCACCGUCGUCUUCGUACAGCUGUGCUACGGUCCAGUCCAACUUGGCAAUCACAAAAUCGACGUCGCGUGGGUCAACGAAUGGAAAUGGGGCAACUUCGGCGUCCUCUUCUCGCAUAUCUCAGUCGCUUUCAGUAUCCAGUCAUGCCUCCCCGACGCUCUCCAACCCGUAUCUGAUAAGAAGAAGAUAGGGUGGAUCGCUACUAUAGGAAACUUGAUCUGUGGUGUCCUCUAUAUCUUUGUUGCUACAUUCUGUGCGUCGGUAUUUACAGCCUCUGCUUAUAACCCAAUAACUUUGAAUUUUGAGUAUUACACUGGGACUAAUGGCGGGUUUGGCAAUGGACAACCUAAUGUCAUUGGGUAUGUCAUUCGCUAUUUAAUACUGACAUUCCCUAUUAUCAAUAUCCUGAACGAAUACCCCUUAGUUGUAUAUACUCUCACUGCAAACAUUUCUUCAACAUUACCUAAAUCAGUGGGAGGGGGGUGGAGGCGGAUGCUAAUAGUCACUGGCGCCGCAGUACCUCCUUUUAUAUUAGCUUGUAUUAUUGGGACGGUUAAAACUAUAGCAAAUCUUACGGGAAUAUUCGCCUUUUUACUCUCUUAUGUUUUUCCAUGUGCUUUUGUCUUAGCAGCAAGAAGAAUAGGAAAAGCCAAAGGAAGAAAUGAGACUGAAAAGAAUAGGUUUUAUGCAUGGUAUACAAGCACUACAUCAAUCGUCAUAGUGUUUAUUAUAUGUGGAAUACUCUCGAUCAUCUCAACGACAUUUGUCUUGUACAACACGAUGAAGGGUCUUGUGUAA